AUGCAGUCAUACACCAUCAUACCAUUAGCUGAUCAUCGUCUCCUAUUUCGGAAACAGAAUAAAGAUUUUUCAAUGCAUGUAGAUUAUUUCAACAUAGCUCAAUCAUUAAUUAAUCUUGGAUGGGAUCACGCUGGAAAGAAAGCAUUUAAGCGCGCCAAUGAGCUAUUUCGAAGAGCUUUAAAACGAUGGAAACGUCUUUAUGGCGAGCAAGAUGAUCUUAAGGUUGCUAUUGCACUUGUCUCCAUAGGUGAUAUCAGUACUGAACUAGAUGAGUACGAAAACGCUGAGCAUUGUUUAAUACAAGGACUGAAAAUGCUCGAUCGUUUAUUCCCAUACAAUCAUAUUGAAAAAACAAAAGCACUAAUGAAAAUUGGUAACUUAUAUGAGAAGCGGUCUCGCUUUAUCGAUGCUAUGGAAUAUUAUCGACGUGGCUAUGAUUCAGCGAAGGAAAUGAUUCCAAUUGAACAUCCACGUUUUAUCGAGUAUUGUGGAAAUAUUUUGAAACUUUACCGAAAAAUGAACAAUAUCGAUGAAGCUUUACAGUUUUAUGCUGAAUGUUUUAACCUUCUACAAAAAGAACUGGACGCAAUUCAUCCAAAUAUUGCUCAAAUUCAUCUGAUAAUGGCAGAUGUAAUCAAUGAAUGUUGA
Molecule: messenger RNA, 648 nt
Organism: Adineta ricciae
Lineage: Eukaryota; Metazoa; Rotifera; Eurotatoria; Adinetida; Adinetidae
Source: the annotation of a GenBank genome assembly